Molecule: messenger RNA, 4332 nt
Organism: Synchytrium microbalum
Lineage: Eukaryota; Fungi; Chytridiomycota; Chytridiomycetes; Synchytriales; Synchytriaceae
Exons: 21
Coding region: 1-4332 (1443 amino acids)
Source: RefSeq, a predicted model, not a curated record
AUGAAUAAUAAGCAAGAACCCCAAGCGCAAUCUGAAGCUCAGCGACCUGACGAAAACGAAGGCGUUGCUGAUGAACUCAGUUAUCGCUCUCUUCUUGAGAGAGUCAGGAGCCUCAUCUUUGCAGUUCUAUUCUUUGGAGUCUAUGGGAACUCCGGCCUUGAAGGCGUCGAAUUCGUUGGACUCAUUAUUGAGGAUGUGCAGCUUUUCACGUUUUUUAUAUGCAUUGAUAUGCAAGCGAUCUAUUGGGUUCCUUCCUGGAUUGCAACAACUGUCGAACGUGUAUAUGAGAAUAUGGCAUGGCAGCCAUUCAUCUGUAUCUUUGGUCUUUGCUGUGCUACUAUUGUCUUCAGUUGGAUUAAUGCUCUCAUCGUCGCGUGGGGCUUCAUUCGGGGUCAACACAAGUUUAUAAUGCCAAUUAGAUUCUUACGUUUGAUUGCCUCAGUGCUCCCAACCAUGCUUUUCCUCCCCGUGGUGGAAGUGCUGAUUGCUCCUCUGAUCUGUGGAGAUACCUGGUGGCAUACUACGGAGAUUGCCCCAGACGCUCUUGCAACAAUUUCUUGUAACUCUACACCUCGAAUCAUCUUAAUGAUUGCUUCUGUACUCUUCCUUGUAUCGCUUGUAUGCUUCUGUUGGGUCUUGAACGGAGCGUUUGUCGAUAUCAACCCGACUCAUAAAGGGCCAUUGGCAAAAGUACAUGGACGUGCCGACAUCAUUUACAGUGUAUUGAAAACCUUGGUUGUCUGCGUGUGGAAGUUAGCUCCAGAAUCCUGUUAUUUGAUCAAGAUUGCUACUGUUGCCCUCGCAGCUCUAGGAAUCGCACUGUCGAACUUGUAUUGGUUGCCAUUCUACAAUCCAAUCAUCAAUCACAUCAGAGUUGGAGGCACUGGAGCCGCCGCUGUUUGUGGUUUGAUUUCGUUCAUUGCUGCAGCCAUUUAUGGACAAGAGGGUCAAACUGUUGGCUCUUGGUAUGUUUUUGCAGCUUUGAUGGCUACAUAUCCAUUAUCAUUCAUUGGUGGCUAUAUGUUGUCGGGCUGGUAUCAUAAUUCUCUCAUGUCAAGGGUCCGAGCGAAACUCGCAGAGAUGCACAAGACCGGUGCCGAUACUCAAGAUCUGAACGACCUUGUUUUUAGAUAUGCAGUCAAUGUUGAACAAGUUGUGCGUUUCGCUACCGCCCACAUGGAUGAGAGAAAACGGCAACCAGAUUCGUCAAAGUUGGACGAACUUUUGCUAAUAUUCAAAAGAGGUUUACUCGAGUUCCCCGAGUCAGCUCUGUGCCGUUUCUCCAUGGCAAACUACCUCUACCAUCUCUCGGAUGGCACCUUUGGAUUGAUGGAUAGGAUUCGAAAGAUAGAGGGACUGCAACCUCCUUCGGAUCUCCUAUUUCAAGUUUACUUUUUACGACAAAUGUCAACUCAAGGUCAGGAAGCUGACUUUUUGGGAUCGAACGUGAAACUGGACAUUGCUUCGUAUGCUGAAUUUAAAAAGGUCAACCACGAAGCCAAAUUCCAGCAUCAUUUAGCAUUGCAAUGGCAACGAGAGAUGUGGACGUUGCUCAAACAUCCCAGCCACAAGACAGACGAAUUGGAAAACAUUGCUAUAAACUUGCACCAAACUGCCAAAUUCGCAAAUCAGGCCUACCUCCAGCUCGUCACCCGUUUUCCAAAGUCUAAAGUCCUGCUCAGGUUUUACGCUCGAUUUCUCCUUGAUAUCACCAAUGAGUCGUACAAAGCUGCUACUCUGUUGGCUCGAGCUGAUGCUAUUGAAGAUGAGCUGAAUGAAGAAGAAGCCUUCCAACCCGAACAGUAUCGCCAAGGAGAUGCAGAUAGUGAUGAGGAGGUAGAGGAAGAUUCGACAGGGUCAGGCAGUAUCAGAAGCUCUUCGAAUCUUGGGAAUGACGAUGUUAAUGAUGAAGAAGGCGACAAUCUACCAGAGAUUCCCAUGAUUGGCGCUAGUGACGACAAGCAGCCAAACAAUGUCGGAAUCUCGAAACCCACAUAUAUGAAAGCAGACUUUGUAGCAAAAAUCAGGUCAUCACAACAGACAGCACGAGAUCAAAAGCCUGAUAUGGAGAGACGCAGUGAAGUUUCCAAGGAUAGUUCGACCAAUUCCGAAGUUCGGUCUUAUCAACGAUCUCAGUCUCUUCGUGCAGCUAUAUUGUCCCGUAACAUGAAUGGCAUCACCAUCAUUGUCAUGACUGCCUUCCUUAUUGGCAUUACGGGACUUGCUGUUUUGAUUGCCAACUACAUCGUUAUUACCGACUUACUAUCCUCCACGAGCAGUGCUUUAAUAACAUUGAGCGCUCUCCAUAUCAGAGAAGAUAAAACUGCUCUGUGUUUCCGACGUGCAAGGCAGCUUCAAGAUGCUCACGCCGCAGGCAACUCUGCACUCUUUGCCACAAUUCAGUCCACAUUCUUUAACGACAUGAUGGCCUUGAGAAGCGCUGCUCAAUCGGCAUUUGAUCAAUUGGAUCCAGCCAACACUGAGCUUUAUUCGUUUUGGACAACACCAGUUGUUCCCGUCAAUAUGAGCUACUUCCCGGCUAUAACAACACGAGUGGAAGUAUAUCAUACACUGUACGAGGUCAUCAAUUUGUUUGCACAGAGUGGUGUUGAUUUGGCUACGAGACCAUACACUGAUUCACGAUGGAGUAAUCUGUCCAGCGACAACUCAUUUCGAUUCAUUGCAGACAAUUUCUUUUGGAUACAAAAGGGUGCAUAUGAUUACAGUAUGAACGACUUGUUCUUCAAUCAGUACUAUGACAAAAGUAAUACGGCUGUUAGAGAAAUUAUUGGGCUGACAGUUACGCUGAUUGUGACGGCUGCAGUCGCAAUCCUGGUCUUGGAUUACAGAGUCGUGGUUUUUCGCCGAAAGCAGCGAGAGGCUCUUGGCAUCCUUUCAAAAAUUCCGCGAAGUGCUGUAGCUGAAAUGUUGCAGCGUUUAGAGGAGUCAGAAAAUGAAUCAGAAGAUAUUAUGGGACAAGAGAAUCUCGCUCAGAAAGCUCGAAACAUAGUGGCAAUCCACCGAGGAGACCAGUACAACCUACAGUGGCGUGGCCGAUUCGAGUACUUGUCCUACUUGUGCUUGUUGAUCGUUCUCGCAGUCAUCUUUGCUGUCUUUAAUGCAAAUGGCAUCUACUCGAUUGGACAGUACUUUGCGAUGUUGGACCAGUUUGGAGAUUCCGCUACAUUUCCUACAAGGGCCCUCUCUCUCAUCAAUGAACUUCAACGACAAGAUUGGAUUACAUGGGGCAACGAAAGCAAUAUACGAAGCAAUUUGGUGCUUGAUGCCGGAACUGACAAUUACGUCCAAAUUUGGCAAAAUGUCCUUUACGGAGAUACCACACGCUACCCUCCUUCUCCUGUGCAUAACCAAUAUGCAUCAGAUAUACAAUACGCUUUCGAGCAACUGGCUUGCUUACCAACGGAUCAAACGAUUUGCGCUAAUCGAUUGUUUAAUACCUCCCUUGCAGGGUACUCGUCUACGCUGGUCACAAGUGGUUUAAAGAACUUGAUGACCAGUUUCAUGACUGAAUUGGAGGGGAUGGUUGCUGCCGCAGCGGCUGGACCAUUUAUACCCGACGCGGAUUCGUAUAAUUUGAUGAAUGCUGCAUUCGAUCCAGAUAUUCUUGAUGGGUUUCUACGACUCAAGGAUCUGGCCUGCACUGAUGCCCAAGCGUACUUUGCUGUCAGUGCAAUAAGAAACGAUAUCAUUUUUGCCUUUGAAGCGAUUUUGGUCUGUUUGGGCCAGGUGGUUGUGUUUCUUCUAAUGGUUCAUAAUUUACGGAAUAUGGAAGAGUGUAUUGCAGACUUGAUCGUGAGACUCCCACUAAAUGUACGAAAUUUGCCUGUCGUGACCAACUUCCUUGACAAGGAUGAACACCAGCUCCCCAAGAAGGACACCAAAGACGGUUCCGUGUCAAACAUCAAAUCUGCUGUGGAGGGCAUCAUCUCAGGACUAAGCCGAGGGCUUUCUCGACGAAACACCCAGACUGACGAUCUACCGAGCCAACUUUCGACACCAAUCGGCAAAAAGAUGGGCAGUACCACUAUAAAUGGGAAUGUGAUUUUGGAAACAAGGCGUCGGAGCUCUGUUCGUUUCGAUGCUGCUAUGACGCGGCCUAUAACAGUACCAGUAGAAGAGAGACGGUACAGCUCUCAACAAGCAUCAGCAGACGAGAGACGAUACAGCUCUCAACCCGCAUCAGUGGAUGAAAGACGAUACAGCGCCCAAAGCCACGACGCCCAAAGCAGACGUGCCUCGCAUGCUCUGGGAAUUGGUGGAACUAAUCCGCCUCAAAUCCGAGAAAUGGUUUCACUGGAAAACUCUCUGUAA